Messenger RNA from Larimichthys crocea (large yellow croaker), 2530 nucleotides. It is a transcript of the gene ankzf1, whose product is annotated as ankyrin repeat and zinc finger peptidyl tRNA hydrolase 1. Gene Ontology annotation, biological process: ERAD pathway. The transcript has 16 exons. Gene Ontology annotation, molecular function: protein binding. Bases 143 to 2326 code for a protein of 727 amino acids. The record is from RefSeq and is a predicted model, not a curated record. NCBI's taxonomy places the organism in Eukaryota, Metazoa, Chordata, Actinopteri, Sciaenidae.
UCUCAUUCAAGCUGUGUUGACAUUUUCGGGCUUCCGUAGAAAGGUCCGGAAGAAACACACUUAGCAUGCACGUUAGCACGUAGCUUUCCGAGACUUCCUUUUUAUGGUCAUGAGGUUAAAAAUAAAUAAAUACAAAUAAACAAUGACUUGUGCCGACCACCGCUCCAUCUUUGACCUGUGCCCAAGUGAUGAUGCUUUCACCGGGCUGAGGGAAGUCCUGAAGCAGGUUGCAAACACUGACCCAGCCUUGGAGGAGUCGGAAGACAAAUCACCCGAGGAUGACAGCCAGCGCGAGUCCAGCCUGGUUAGAGAGGUGUCAGGCAAGAUGGUCUGCUCAGCCUGCAGAUGCACCUUUAGUAAUCGUGAGGAGCAGAUGGAGCACUACAAACUCGACUGGCAUCGCUUCAACUUGAGACUGAAGAUUUCGGGAAUGCCACCAGUCACAGCUGAGGAGUUUGAGAGGAAGACUGGAGCUGGAGACAUGUCGAGUAUCUCGGGCUCAGAGUCCGAUUCAGAGGAAGGAGACUCAGACAGUGACAGCGGGGGAACAAGCAGCAAUGUAAACGGGACAGAUAAUGAGAGCUCAGCUGAAACUGGUCUAAUUAGCGCCCGGGCCUCCAGCAAGGUUGUUUUCCAGAACUCAGCAGGACAGUAUCUAUCAGUCUACCGCUGCAUUCUGCAGGGCAAGUCAGAUGAUGAGCAAGAUGCAGGAAGGUCCCUGAAGGCCAUAAGUAACAAGACUGUGUGGGUCAUCAUCAUGACAGGUGGAGGCCACUUUGCUGGUGCUGUGUUCAGAGGAAAAGAAGUUCUUCAGCACAAGACUUUCCAUCGGUACACAGUGCGAGCGAAGCGAGGCACCGCUCAAGGACUCAGAGACUCUCAAAACCGCAGUCACACACCAAAGUCUGCAGGAGCUGCUUUGAGGCGACACAACGAGGCAGCGCUUGUCAAGGAUAUUCAGGAUCUCCUGGUAAGCUGGGCUGAACACUUGAAGGAGGCGUCUGCCAUAUUUGUACGAGCCCCUAGCUACAAUAAAACCAUCUUUUUUGGUGGUCGCGCAGCUCCUCUUGACAAAAAAGAUCCCAGGAUCCGCACACUUCCCUUUGCCACACGCAGGGCAACCUUUCGAGAGACACAGAGGGUACAUGAGGUGCUUUCCACCGUCCAUAUUUACGGGAAAGACACAGACAUGUCUGCAGUCUUCAGUCCAUCUAAGAAGGCCUGGAAGAAAACUGUCAAACCUGCAGCGCAAAUAAAUACAGAUCAAGAGAAAGCAGAAGAAAACAAUGAUAGCUCCGAUAAAGAAGAGGACGGAGAGAUCCAGCUGGAGAUGGUGGAAAUGACUUUAGGAACUCUGGACCUCAGGGAGUCUGAAAUCUAUCCCCCCAGGCACAGGCGAAGGAGGAGAAGGAAGAGGGAGGAAACCCAAAUACAAAAUGAAGAAUUGAGCAACACCGAAGCAGACGAUCGUGAAGAGGAGAUGCCAGAGGCUGUACCGGCAGGAGACGCUGCUCCAGAGACACAAUCAAAGAAGAGGAAGAGGAAAGCACAGAGCAAGAAACAACUCAAAGAAAUGGUUGAUGAAUCAUGGGAGUACAGCCUGAGGGAUGCCCUGUAUACUGCGUGUAAGGUUGGGGACGUGGACUCUGUAUGCAGACUCCUCCAGCUACCUGCUGCAGAAAGUCAAGAGAGGCCUGAGAGCAACACUUCUGAUGUCAAAAGUCCUUUAACUCUCCUUAAUAAACCCAUCGACUCAUCAGGGUUCACGUUGCUGCAUGUUGCCUCAGCAGCUGCGCAAAAGGCAGUCGUGAGGCUGCUCAUGGACGCAGGAGCAGACCCAGCCUGCAGGGACAACAAGGGGCAGACCCCGUAUAUUGUCGCCCCUGACAAAGACACAAGGAGUAUCUUCCGUAAAUAUAUGGGUGAGAAUCCUGACAAAUAUGACUACAGCAAAGCACAGGUCCCUGGGCCACUAACGGCUGAGAUUGAAUCCAAACAGUCAGAGAAGAAAAAGGCACAAAAGGCCUUGAGAAAACAGCGAGGAAAAGAGCAGAAGGAGGAAAAGAGGAAACAAGAGCAGGAGGCAGAGGAAAAGAAGAGGUUUGCAUCUCUGAGUGACCGUGAGAAGAGAGCUCUAGCAGCAGAGAGGAGGUUAGCAGAGCAAGCCGCCGCAACAGGAGUCAGCCUCUCUAAUGUCAAGAGGUGCUGGUUGUGUGGAGAGUCUCUGCUUGGGAAGAUCCCAUUUCAGUACCUGGAGUAUUCGUUCUGCACGCCUCGCUGUGUCCAAGCGCAUCGAAAAGCCAACGCUCUUCCAGGCAAAGCCUAAAGAACUUUUCAGUCAAAAGGAAGUUACCUCAUCAAAACUAAAUCUGUGUGCCAAUGUGCUAGUUUUAUUUUCAAUUUUAUUAUGGCAAAUGAUUAUCAGACAACCGGAUGCAUUUUCAGUAUUAAAAUAUAAUGUAAUGUGUAAUUUAUUCACAGUUGUGGAAAAAAAAGCAAAUGCAUUAAAAAAACUCUAAUACUGUUUGUA